Messenger RNA from Macrosiphum euphorbiae (potato aphid), 303 nucleotides. The record is from the annotation of a GenBank genome assembly. NCBI's taxonomy places the organism in Eukaryota, Metazoa, Arthropoda, Insecta, Hemiptera, Aphididae.
AUGAACUCCGAGGAAGAAGAUGCCGUUGCUCUUGUUUUAAUAAAAAGAAAUAGAAAACAUCAAAAAAGAAAACAUCGGUUUUGGGUACAUCCAUUACUUCAACCAAGGGUUCAGACUGGUCAGUUUUAUACACUCUACAAUGACUUGAUACAGGAUGAAAACAAAUUUUUUUGUUAUUUUCGUAAGUCUCGACAGUCCUUCAAUGAGUUAUUGAAUCUAAUUAUAAAUGAUAUAAGUGGUGAGGAUACGAAUAUGCGACGAUGUAUUCCAGCGAUUGAGAGACUAGCUGUUACAUUACGUUGA